Eleginops maclovinus (Patagonian blennie) is the source of this 7003-nucleotide messenger RNA. RefSeq names its product protein jagged-2-like. The record is from RefSeq and is a predicted model, not a curated record. Gene Ontology annotation, biological process: multicellular organism development; cell communication; Notch signaling pathway. Gene Ontology annotation, molecular function: calcium ion binding; Notch binding. The coding region runs from base 241 to 3990 and encodes 1249 amino acids. The transcript has 26 exons. Lineage: Eukaryota; Metazoa; Chordata; Actinopteri; Perciformes; Eleginopidae. Gene Ontology annotation, cellular component: membrane.
UUUAGUGCGUCGAGCGGCUGAGUGAAGUGUUGUUCGCGCGUCUUGUUAAGAGGACCAAACAGCAGCAGCAGCAGCGCACGCUUCCUCCUCCAGAACCUGCAGGCAUCCCGGGGAGCACCACGCAGUGCAUGCCUCCCACACCAGGAGGAGGACGCUGCUUUCUCUCAUACUAUUUUGACUGAUUGAGACUUACAUAUUUUUCAAUUCCCUAAUGGUAACCAUCAGUGGGCAGCCGGAGACAUGUGGAAUAAUCUGGGAAAACUGCACCGCUUCUCACUAGUGUGUCUUCUCCUGACGCUGUGGGCUGAGGUGUCUCACUCCACGGGUUACUUCGAGCUGCAGUUGAUUUCGGUGGAAAACCCAAAAGGUCAGCUCCUGAACGGGGACUGCUGCGACGCGGAGAAGAGCGCGGCGGAGGGCCACUGCGGCGCGGACGAGUGCGACACUUACAUCAGAGUGUGUUUAAAGGAAUACCAAACCGAGGUCUCGACCAAUGGACCGUGCACGUACGGCUCGGAAACUACUAAAGUUAUCGGUGGAAAUACUUUUCAGUUCAAGGGGGGCCAGAAAACCGGACAGAACCGGAACAAUGACGCCGGGAAGAUCCUCAUCCCCUUCCAGUUCGCGUGGCCGCGAGCGUACACUGUGAUUGUGGAUGCGUGGGACAAGGACAACGGCACACACAGCAAUGACGAUGAGCUGUUGAUCGAGCGCAGCAUCCACAAAGGGAUGAUCAACCCCGGCGAGGAGAAGCAGGCGGUGGAGUGUAAGAACUCGAUCACCAGCCUCGAGUAUACCAUCCGGGUCCGCUGCGACGAAUACUACUAUGGCGUCAAGUGCAACAAAGUGUGCCGCCCAAGAGACGACUACUUCGGGCAUUAUGUGUGCGACCAGCUCGGAAACAGAGGCUGCAUGGAGGGCUGGACGGGACCCGACUGCAAAACAGCCAUCUGCAAACAAGGAUGCAGCCUCGAACACGGGACAUGCAGCAUGCCGGGGGAAUGCAAGUGUAACUACGGCUGGCAGGGUCCGCUGUGUGACGAGUGUCUGCCGUACCCCGGCUGCGUGCACGGGACCUGCAACGAGCCCUGGCAGUGCACCUGCGAGAAGAACUGGGGAGGUCUGCUCUGCGAUAAAGAUCUGAACUACUGUGGGACAAACCGGCCCUGUAAGAACGGAGGGACAUGUAUGAACACAGAGCCCGACGAGUACAACUGCGGCUGUCCUGACGGCUACUCUGGCAAAAACUGCGAGAUCGCCGAGCACGCCUGUGUUUCCAACCCCUGUGCAAACGGAGGGACGUGCCAUGAAGUCCCAUCAGGCUUCGAGUGUCACUGUCCAGCAGGAUGGUCCGGGCCCACCUGUGCUCAAGACACAGAUGAAUGUGCCUCCAACCCCUGUGCUCAGGGCGGGACCUGCAUGGACAUGGAGAACGGCUUCGAAUGUCUCUGUCCUCAGCAGUGGACGGGCAAGACCUGCCAGAUAGACGUUAAUGAGUGUGCGGGGAAGCCUUGCCUACAUGCUUACUCUUGCAAAAACUUGAUUGGUGGAUAUCACUGUGUCUGCUUUCGUGGAUGGGUUGGCCGGAACUGUGACAUCAAUGUGAACAGCUGCCAUGGUCAGUGUCAGAAUGGAGGGACCUGCAAGAAGGUGCCCUGGGGCUACCAGUGUGUCUGCCAGACAGGGUUUGAGGGUCGGCACUGUGAGGUUCAGAGGAACCGCUGUGCCAGCAGUCCCUGUAAGAACGGAGGGCGCUGCCAGGCCCUGAUCGACGGCUUCAUGUGUGAAUGCCCGCGGGGCUUCGCUGGUACAACCUGUGAGGUGCAGAAUGACCCCUGCAGCCCGAACCCCUGUCACAAUAAGGCUCAGUGCCACAGUCAGGUGGGAGAUUUCUACUGCAGCUGCCCCGACGAUUACGAGGGCAAAACCUGCUCAGAGCGCAAGGACCAUUGCAAGACCAACCACUGUAAAGUGAUUGACAGUUGCACAGUUGCUGUGGCAACAAAUGAUACCCAAAAAAGGGUGUGGCACAUCUCGUCCAAUGUGUGCGGUCCCCACGGACGCUGCAUCAGCCUGCCUGCCGGGAACUUCAGCUGCUCUUGUGAGCCAGGAUUCACAGGCACCUACUGCCACGAGAACAUUAACGACUGUGCGUCAUCCCCCUGUAAGAACGGGGGCACUUGCAUCGAUGGGAUCAACUCCUUCCAGUGUGUUUGCCCAAACGGCUGGGAGGGUAAUCUGUGUGAUGUUGAUGUGAAUGAGUGCAACCGGAACCCCUGUCAGAACGGAGGCCAGUGUGUGGAUCUGCUCAACGACUUCUACUGCAACUGUGUGGACAAGUGGAAAGGAAAGACGUGCCACUCCCGCGAGAGCCAGUGCGACUCCACCACCUGCAGUAACGGAGGGACGUGUUACGACCACGGAGACUCUUUUCUGUGCAGCUGCCCCUCAGGCUGGGGCGGCAGCACCUGCAAUACAGCCAAGAACAGCACAUGUGACUCGGGUCCGUGUGAGAACGGAGGGACGUGUGUCGGAGGGGGAGACGCCUUCACCUGCAUCUGCAAGGACGGUUGGGAGGGAGCCACCUGUGCACAGAAUGUUGAUGACUGCAAUCCACAUCCAUGCUACAACGGCGGCCUCUGCGUGGACGGUGUGAACUGGUUUCGCUGCGAGUGCGCCCCGGGAUUCGCCGGACCGGACUGCCGCAUCAACAUCGAUGAGUGUCAGUCGUCUCCUUGUGCCGAAGGUUCAACCUGCAUGGAUGAGAUCAACGGCUACCGCUGUGUUUGUCCUCUAGGAUACGCCGGACCUCGCUGUCAGAAGUUCAUCGGACUCGGGAAGUCGUGUCGUCACUCCGGUCUGCAGUUUCCUCACGGCAGCCGCUGGGAAGAGGAGUGUAAUGCCUGCCAGUGUGUCAACGGAAACGUGCACUGCUCCAAGGUGCGAUGUGGUCGCCGGCCAUGUCUCCUCCUGAAGGCUCCUCCUGCUCCCGGAGACUCGACCCCUCCGUCCUGCCCCGGCGGUCACGAGUGUGUGGAGCAUCAGUUCCUCACCUGCUUCUCGCCGCCCUGCAACCAGUGGGGCGUGUGUUCAACGCCCGACCCACCGACGCCCCUGCACACACAGUGCGAGCCCAACAGCGGUUACCUUGACAACAGCUGCGCUCGCAUCACCCUCAUCUUCAAGAAGGAGAAAGUGCCACAGGGCACCACUGUAGAGAACAUCUGCUCGGAGCUGAGGUACCUCCCGGUCACUCAGACGCUGGCAAAGGAGCGUGCGCUGCUGUUCCUCUGUGACCUGUCCUACUCCAACAGUGACGCCGUGGAGGUCGCAAUGUCCUUUGAGCAGGACGGCCGGUCGAAUGACGGUGAUCGUGGACAGAUCCAGAAAGCAGCCAGCUCCAUCAUCAGCGCCCUCUCCAAGCGCCACAACAGCACCGUCAUGCUGGCCGUGGUGGAGGUCAAAGUGGAGACGCCGGUGGAGCCUCCGCCUGUUGGCUAUCUGGUCCCGGUGCUGUGCGUGGUCUUCAGCCUCCUCUGGAUCUUCUGCAUCGUUGUUUGCGUUUGGUGGACGCGUAAGAGGAAGAAAGAGCGCGAGAGAGCGUCCCGAUCCGAGGACACAACGGUCAACAACCGACUGGAGCCGCCGCGGAGCAACGCCCCCAAGGACAACCGCGACAAAGACAUUCAGUACGAAUGCAAGAAACUGAUGGGCCCGUGCGACGGGGCCGAGGGCCAGGAGGAAGGAGAGCAGGAGGGGGAGCAGGAGGAAGAUGAGGAGCUGGGCUUGGGGGAGAAGUGCCCGGCUCUAAAAUGCCCCACAGCGGGGGCACAGGACAAGGGGCUGAUGGCUAAGGGAGGGGUCAUCUGCACGUCACGCAGCGCUCCGGUCAAGGCGCCGCACCGGACGGUGUACAGCCCCAAAGACAACCGGUGUAAAAACCUGAACGCAGCCAAGCUCAGCGAGGACAUCAAAGACCACUAUGUAUGAACACGGGGAAAAACUGCAAUGUCUUCAGAGACUUUUCAACUCUUAAAAGCACCAAAAGUGAAGAUUACAGAUGCUUUAAUUUUCUAUUUUUGUUUGUCACGCCUUAUUUAACUCCUUUGUCUGCAGCACGGAGGCUUAUUUUACCAAAAAACAAACCAAAAAAAUACAGAAAAACCAACAAAAAAAAAAAACUCGGAAAAUAAACAUCACAGCUUCUUCUGGAUUUUCUCGUCCCUGUUGGAAUCGAGAAGAGUUUUCUUUUCAACGCUCCUGAUUUUUUUGUGUUUACAAACUGUUUUCCACUCAUCAGAACUGACGCUUCUCUUUUUUCUUUUGGUUUAUCCUCUGAGAUUGAUCGGCUCAUCGGCUGGCAGCUGUUAACAUUAUUUAAUGUUCGGUGCUUUCGGCUCCUGUCUGCCUUAGCCCUAACGUGCGGGCCUUUUCUACGCUCUUCAUAUCAUGUCUUUUUAUAAAACAAAACUGAGAAAAAAAAGAUUAUAUAUUCUUGUAAGUCGUUGAAAGUUGGCACAGAGAAUCCACCGUACCUGGCAUGAGCAUUUUUUUGUUUACAUUCAUAAACAUCUUUUCCAUUUCGUGUUAAGACUUAUAUCCUUUUGAAUAAUUAUUUCUUUCUGCGAGUCUUCAUGAUUUUUCAGUAUUUGCUUUGGUAGAAAAGUGCCUUCAGCCCUUGUUUUUUCCCUUGUUUUCUCGCCUCCUAUAGAUUUUAUGCAGAAUUUAAACACAUAUAAAGGGAAAGAUGUCCUAGUAACAACUCUUCUAACGCAGUAAAGGUUAUUUUCUUUGCGAUGUACAUAUGUAAAUAUGAAGAAAUGGCUGUGUAUAUUUGAAUUCAGUAACUUAAGUGAUGCUUUGUAUCAUAGUUAUUCUAAAAGUUGUUUUUUUGUGGUUGUUUUUUUUUAAUGAUGUCAUUCCGUUUCUUAGUGUCUGUUGGCACGACGACAGGUUUUAUACAGAUUUUUCGGACCGUGUCCAGGGUCCCACUGAAUCAUGAGCAUCGGUUUAAAAAAGAAAACGGAUCAUGAUUGUUUGUCUUUAUGUGUUAUGGUUAUUUGUUACAGCUGUUGAGAACCCAAAUACAGAGUUUGGAGUUCAUCAGGCUUGUCAUUAUCAUUGUGAGACGUUGUUCGGAUCUGAGAGGUGUUCACUAACGAGCUACGAAAACUCCAUCAGUCAACUUUUGGAAACUCCUUUCAAUUCAUUCAAAUCUUUUUCUUUUUUUUAAAGGUAUUUUUUGGGGCUUUUUGCCUUUUAUUCGGAUAGGACAGUGACAGGAAAGUGGGAGAGAGAGUCGGGGUGGGAUCCGGAAAGGACCACGGGUCGGGAAUCGAACCCGGGUCGCCGGCGUACGGUGCAGGUGCCCCAGCCAGUUGCGCCACGGCCGGGGCCAUCAAAUCUUUUUUUUCACCCCUAAAUCAGAAUUCCCCUUAAACUACAGGUUUCUGGAAGUCCUUACAACUACAUGUGGCUUAUGGGCCACCCUUCUUGCAAUAAUCCACCUCUUUAAUCCAUUUCAUUCUUAGUAAACCUUCACAAAGUGAUUAUAAAUGUCACUUAUCUCAAUGUUUGUUUUUAUUAAGACACGUUCAAAAUGAUGCAUUUCUUUGGAAAAUACUGUUCCAUUUUUCCACAUUUCAAGCUGCGUUCACAUCCUAUGACUGUUUAAGAAUUAAAAACACUCUGUUGGCAUCCGGUUCAAAGCCGCAGAGCAUCCUGUGCAUUACAGGAGGGUAAUAAUGGGUGACUUGGCAGAAGCCAGCAGGCCAGGUUUCAUGUUCAACAGUUUUAAAAAAGUAUUCCUCUUAAAAGUAUAGAGAAAUUAAAUAUCAAUGAUGUCUUGUUCUUUGAAAUGAUGCUGCAGGUUAGAAAAAAUUGCAGUAAGAAACAGGACUAGUUUAUUUCUGCACUUGUUCCACUGCUUUCAUGUAAAAUGACUUGAGUUUUGUCCAAAAUAACUCCUUCCUUUAAUUAUUUAAUCAUCCCAACAUUAAGACAGCUACUCUAUAGUUAAAUACUGUAUAUUUUACAGAUUUUACAACCGAUAAAUGUCAUUUCAGUGUCCAUUUUUCUCACAAUGUUCCAUCCCAUCUGAAUUUGAGAGACGGCCAGAAUAAUAAAGAAUAUUUAGGGACUCAAAACCACACACAAUCCAUUAUUGAUCUUAAUAAGGGACUCCAAAUUGCACAAUAUGGCACACAAUCAAUCAUUCUAUCUUAAUUAGGGACUUCAUAUGGCGCGAAAACACUACAGUAGCCCUGUGGGUCUUAAACAGGCGCUGAUGCCUCUGAUUUCUAUUUUCCAUCCACAAACAACGUACAAGCAGCGCUGCGGUCUCUGUCUUCUAAAGCCUGCUCGUACUUCAGUUAUAAAUUCACUAUUUUACAGUCUGUUGACAGUGGAGAUGCCACGCAGGGCAGCGGGGUGUUUAGUGAGUAUGAAAACCCUUCUUGUGCUGCACCCCCCUCCCCUCCUGAAGUGCCCUAUUGCACGAAACUGACCCCCCCCCCCCAUCACUGACGUAUCAGAAGGUGUGAGGUUUUGAACGGACUCGCAGCGGAUGAGUGUGAAUCCUUGAUGUGUCUCCCUGUUAAGCCCCGCAUCUCCUCCUGUUUGUAUUCUGGUCUAAUGAAGGGAACAAGUUGUGUUGUUGUUGAUGUUGUUGACUGUUGUGCUUGUCGUCCAGUGUUUGUAAAGAGUCUGUUUCUGCACUAAGAACACACAGGAGAAGAGAAAGUUCAAAUUAAAAUAAGUCAAAUGUUGUCACUACAUUUUGUUUUAUGAUUUUGUUUGAAAAGAAUUCUGAUGCAAAUCGUGUUGAACCCAAAUUCAUAUUCUGGCGGCAAAUCUUGUGAGUCCCACAGGAGGGGCCGGACGUGCAGAACAUUGUAAUUAUUUUGUACAAAAUUUGGUAAAAGUCUUGGUUUGUUAGUGGAUUUUUUUUUGUUUGUUCUUAGAACAACCCUAUUAUUUAUUAAAGUAUUUUAUACCAAGUUCA